AUGUACAUGUCUCAAAGGGAGAGCUUUUUCAUACAAGUAAGAGGUGAAGAAGAUCUUCAAGUCCCUCAAACUAGGGCUUCUCCAAAGCUCAACUUCUCUGCCAUGAAGAUCUUUGAUCGCUUCCGUAAGAUUCUAAUGAGGUUCAUUUUCUCACUCCCUUCAAGUUCUAGAGGAUCUCAUCAGGCGACGGUGGGGUCGGUUCCGAGACGAAGGUCAUGUGACAGGCCUGAGUCUGACCCUCCAAAGACCUCAUGCAGCUCAUAUUACUCAUCGAACUCGCACUACAAUGAAGCCAUUGCUGACUGCAUUGAGUUUUUCAAUAAGUCAUCGCAGGAGGGGAUCUUUGAUGCCAGGAAAUCUGAUGUUAUGGUUUGA
Molecule: messenger RNA, 375 nt
Organism: Ilex paraguariensis (yerba mate)
Lineage: Eukaryota; Viridiplantae; Streptophyta; Magnoliopsida; Aquifoliales; Aquifoliaceae
Source: the annotation of a GenBank genome assembly